AUGUCUCAAUUUCAUAUCAAGUUCCCACACCAAAAAAUCAAAGCUUUCAAUGUUAGGGAUCAUGAACCACUCACAACAAGUAGACUCAAGAAAUUAAUUAACGAAAAUUUAAAUAUACCACCAUCAUGCACUACUAUGCAACAACCACACAACUUGUCAGUUUACAAUUCUUCAACCAAUUCUUCCUUCUCACUUUAUGAUGAUGAUAAAUUGGAUUUGGAUGAUGAAAUAAUUCCCAUCAAUAAAGAAGGAAUAACUACACUUGAUAUUAAAGUAAAAUUAUGUGGAGGAGGAAAUACGCCAUCAUCAAACCAGUCAUCAGACAGAGAGGAAAAUCCAUCACAAAAUACUAAAAUCAUUCAAAAGAUUGAUCGACAAGUUUCAUCAGAGGUAAAAUCAAAGAUUGUUUUUGAUCCUGAUACUGUUCCUGAGAGUGAUUGCUAUCAAAUUCCAAUUCAUGAAUUUGUUAGAGAUAAAUGGAUUGUAAAGACAUCAAAAUUGAAAAAUAUUAAUUCAGAUUUGACAUCUUUUAAAGUUCUUACAUUCAAUGUUUGGUUUGAUUUACAAGAUAGAGAAGAUAGAAUGAUUAAAAUUAUUGAUAUUUGUAAAGAUUGUAACGCUGAUAUAGUUUGUUUACAAGAAAUGACAAAAGGAACUUUGGAAAUUAUGACUAAUCUUUCAUAUGUAAGAGAGAAUUUCUACAUUUCAGAUAGUGUUGAAUUUGGAAAUAGAACAGUAAUGCCAUAUGAGUAUGCCAAUGACAAGAAUGUUUAUGAACAAACUUCCAACAAACAUGUCUCGGUGGGCAAUGAGUGUAGAAUUGAAUGUGAAUGGAGAGUUGGUGUGUUUUACAACUGUACAUUUGGAAUCUUUGAAUAA
This is a messenger RNA of Naegleria gruberi, 879 nucleotides long. RefSeq lists its product as uncharacterized. NCBI's taxonomy places the organism in Eukaryota, Heterolobosea, Eutetramitea, Acrasida, Naegleriidae. Bases 1 to 879 code for a protein of 292 amino acids. The transcript is spliced from 2 exons. Gene Ontology annotation, molecular function: catalytic activity. The record is from RefSeq and is a predicted model, not a curated record.